GUCCUAGUGUCGGGCUCGUCGUAUCUGGGGCUAUGUCGCGCUGAAACAAUUAGGGGCGCGCGCCACCGUCAGGAGUGUUCUCUCGUAUAAAACUGCGGCUCUCCCUCCUCGUCCAUGCUUGCCAGAAACGCCCUCUUCGCGACGUCCAUGGCUUCGCGCCUUCCAUCGCGACUGGCGGCUCUCAGCGCGCUUCUGCCCGACCUCUAAGCGUUUACGACACACCGCUGCUCUCUCCCAAGCUGUCUCGUCGACGCCGUCUGUUUCCUGGGCGGUGGACUCGCGCUUGUUCACUAGCGUCCAUGUCGAUCUCGGUUCUCAUGGGCCCACCGCCCGACCCCGUCGCGCACCCCUUCCCCGAUCUUCCUACAGAAAUCAUCAUCCAGAUCUUCGAAGCGACGGCGUGCGCGUCUCGUCAUGGCGCUCGGUCAAUCUCCUUGGUGUGUACGUGGUCUCGACCCAUCGCGCUUCCCUAUCUAUUCGCGACCAUCGUCCACCGCUCGAAGACUUCCUUCUCGACAACCCUCUCGUCCGGCGAGCGGCGGUCGGAGGUGCGAUGCCGUCCUUCCACGCCCCUCCGAUGGGGCCACCUCGUGCAGAACCUGUGGACGGAAAGCGCAGGCGUCUCGACGCCCUCCGUCGAAGAAGACAUCUUCCGUGCCUGUCCCAACCUCGAGAACCUCGCUCUGAUGUCAUCGUCCCUCCGCGCCGUCUCGCAAGCGAUCCAGGCUCGGAACACCGCUUCGCGCGCGGAAGCGCACCCCUUCCUCCGCCACCUCCAAUCAAUCACGCUCAUCACACACACCUUCCGCUACGACUGGCACUUCCUCGUAGGCGCGCAGCUGCACGAUGGCUCCCAGGCGCUGCACAACAUCACGCACCUGCGCAUCCUCGACAUGAAGGUCUCCGCGUUCUGCCCGCACAACCUCCUCCCGAACCUCACGCACCUCGCGCUGCCGUACCUCGACCUCGGCAACAACUUCGAGGGGGACGCGCUGCGCCUCCCGCCCGGCGUGCUUGAGCAUCAGGCGCUCCAGAUGAUCGUCCUCACGAUCGCGGAGGAGAAGUGGUUGACCAACCCGUGGUACCAGAUCGCGCGCUACCCGGGCAAGAACACCAACUCGCCCAAGGAGACGUUCCGCACCUUGGUCCGGUGGGCGCGUCAGCGCGACGACAGGUUGCACGUUGUGCUGUCCCCCCGGCAAGGAGUAGAAGACUGCGCCGAGUGGGCCGCUGCUGCUCGCGGAGGCAACUCCUUGUGGGAGGAAGCCGCCGAAGCUAGAGCGUACGACUCGCACGGUGCGGGCCUGCCGAGCUCAUAUCCCAAAGUUAGGUCCAGAUAACGUCAAGGAACUCGAUUGUAUAGUAUAAUUGUUCAUAGCGGUCCAACCUCGGACUGCUGUAAUUCGCGUAUCUUAAGGUUGGCACCGGCCCCGUUCUCAUUCAUUUGAACAUACGUUAUUUGUCCAUGUCUUAUAGUUCUACCCUUUAGAGUCUAGUAAUCACCCGGCGCUGGUUGGCCGCUCUUGAACCCUUUGCUGUUGUCGCUUCCGUUACUCUUUAUUCGCUCUUGUUCGCGCUGACCGCUCGCUAUCGACCCUCCCCCUUAUUGUAGCUUCUCCGUACGGAACCGAGAACAAGUUUCAGCCAGGCUGUUUUACGUAUAUGAUUGAAUCAUAUCAC
This is a messenger RNA of Trametes versicolor FP-101664 SS1, 1680 nucleotides long. RefSeq lists its product as uncharacterized. Lineage: Eukaryota; Fungi; Basidiomycota; Agaricomycetes; Polyporales; Polyporaceae. The coding region runs from base 300 to 1340 and encodes 346 amino acids. The transcript is spliced from 2 exons. The record is from RefSeq and is a predicted model, not a curated record.